GAAACCAAACCAAUACAUGUGGAAUCGAAAUCAGUGUUCAAAAUAAAGAAUCAUAUAAAUAUGAAUUAUUUAAGAGUUAUUCGGAAUAACUGGAAAAAAUGUACAUUCGGAGCGGCUGUGUCUGUCUACGCCCUUCAAUCGCUGAAAACGCACAUUGAGAUUGAACAACAUAUGAGAGAGUUUGCCUCCAAUGUCCAGUCUAAUUGGGUAUCAGAUCGGCCUAAAAAAGUUCUUGUGGUUAUGAAUCCCGUGGCCAAUAAAAAGCGUUCGGAGAAAUUUUUCAAGAACUACUGUGAGCCGGUUUUGCAUUUAGCUGGCUAUUCGGUCGAGAUCCUGCGCACCAACCACAUCGGACAUGCCAAGACUUACGUGGAGGAGAUGUCGGCGCUUCCCGACGCGAUUGUGGUGGCCGGUGGCGAUGGAACCUCAUCGGAGGUGGUGACCGGGCUGAUGCGGCGACGCGGUAAUCUCUGCCCAAUAACCAUACUCCCACUGGGGCGUUCGGUUCAGUCCGCAUCCAAGCGCAUCCACAUCUUUGGCGUGAAGGAUGUGGCGUAUGUCAAGAGUCUCUGCCAGGCUUUGGAACCCAUGCUCAAAGGUGAAAGCCACUACCAAAGCGUUAUCCGAUUCGAUGUGAUCAACGAGGACGACGGCAGCGAUGGCCAAUUGAAACCCAUAUUUGGCUUGAAUGGACUGUCGUGGGGUCUGUUGGAAAACAUUGACUCGGCCAAGGAUAAGUACUGGUACUUUGGCCCACUCCGACACUAUGCUUCCGCUGCCUCCAAAUCGUUUGCCGACAACUGGAGCCUGAAGACUGACUAUGUGUACACUCCACCCUGCCCGGGCUGCGUGGACUGCGCCUCUGUCCAGCGCCAGGAGGCCGCUCUGCCGUCGGGGCUCUUCACGCGAAACCUCUUCAAGUACCAGAAGAACCCGGCCGAGCCCAAGAGGACGCUGGUUAAGAACGACAACUGCAGCAAUCAGAUUAAAGGGAGCGUUGAGGCCAGUCAAAUAAACAUCAGUUGCGUUCAGAAUCAGGAUAACUUUGCGGAGCUGGAGAGCCAAUUUAUUAGUUCAUUGCAGCCGGGCUGGGAGUUCAUAAAGCAAAUACCACAAGUCACCUGCAGCAACAUUUUACCGAAUUUGGUGGUCAAGAGUCGAACUAUUCAAUUGCAUCCGGCCGGCGAAAUGGCAGACAAGUUCUACUCCAUCGACGGGGAGGAGUACGAUGCAAGACCCAUUAAGGUAUCUGUUGUUCCCAAUGCUAUUAAAGUUUUUUGUUAAAAUUUUCAAUGUGUAUAUUGAUUGAUUCUUGAUUAAAUGGCGCUAUUAGUAUAGCAUAACACAUUCACAGCAAAA
Messenger RNA from Drosophila elegans, 1359 nucleotides. RefSeq names its product acylglycerol kinase, mitochondrial (gene Mulk). Gene Ontology annotation, cellular component: TIM22 mitochondrial import inner membrane insertion complex; mitochondrion. Bases 61 to 1284 code for a protein of 407 amino acids. Gene Ontology annotation, biological process: ceramide biosynthetic process; protein insertion into mitochondrial inner membrane. Gene Ontology annotation, molecular function: acylglycerol kinase activity; ceramide kinase activity; ATP-dependent diacylglycerol kinase activity. The record is from RefSeq and is a predicted model, not a curated record. The transcript has 3 exons. NCBI's taxonomy places the organism in Eukaryota, Metazoa, Arthropoda, Insecta, Diptera, Drosophilidae.